AUGAAUUCAACAAUAGAAUAUCAGCCAAGUUGGCUAGAGACACAGUGGGAGGAUCUCUACCGAGACCGCAAUGCAUUAGUUGUCACAGGUAUCAUUGCCUUCACUAUGCAUGAACUUGUCUAUUUUGGUCGUUUUCUUCCUUUUCUCGCUUGUGAUUACAUACCUUAUUUCAAGCAAUACAAGAUUCAACCUGAUAAAGUAAACUCGCCUCAAGAAGUGUGGAAAUGUACAAAACUGGUGCUAUAUCAGCAUUUUCUCUAUGAAGGCCCUCUUAUUUUCUUGUUUCAUCCUAUGGCAACUAUGUUGGGUAUGAAUGUGUCUGCACCUUUCCCCGAAUGGAAAUACAUCAUGAUUCAAAUUGCCAUCUUUUUCGUGUUUGAAGAUGCCUAUCAUUAUGCUGUUCAUCGAUUGAUGCAUUGGCCACCACUCUAUAAAAAGAUUCAUAAAGUACAUCAUGAAUACGCUGCUCCUUUUGGUAUUGCUGCUGAAUAUGCACAUCCUCUUGAAACAUCCAUCUUAGGUCUUGGAACUAUUGGUGGUCCACUUUUAUAUCAUGUUAUUGAAAAGUAUUACUAUCAAGGCAAUCGAAAUUGGCAGCUUCAUUUGUUUACCAUGCUUUUAUGGAUCGUAUGUCGUCUCUUCCAAGCCAUUGAUGCUCAUUCAGGCUAUGACUUUCCUUGGUCUCUUCGCCAUUUUAUUCCUUUCUGGGCAGGAGCUGAUCAUCAUGAUUAUCAUCAUGAAAAGUUUGUUGAUAAUUUCUCUUCUACUUUCCGUUGGUGGGACUAUAUUUUCGGCACUGAUAAAAGAUACCGUGCUCAUCGUCAACGUCAAGCAGAACAAAAGCAUCUUUUAGAAAAGAAGGGAAUGUAA
This is a messenger RNA of Gilbertella persicaria, 870 nucleotides long. RefSeq names its product fatty acid hydroxylase superfamily-domain-containing protein. Gene Ontology annotation, biological process: ergosterol biosynthetic process. The record is from RefSeq and is a predicted model, not a curated record. The coding region runs from base 1 to 870 and encodes 289 amino acids. The transcript is spliced from 2 exons. NCBI's taxonomy places the organism in Eukaryota, Fungi, Mucoromycota, Mucoromycetes, Mucorales, Choanephoraceae. Gene Ontology annotation, molecular function: C-4 methylsterol oxidase activity; iron ion binding.